Tripterygium wilfordii is the source of this 938-nucleotide messenger RNA. Its product is annotated as cytokinin riboside 5'-monophosphate phosphoribohydrolase LOG5-like. Lineage: Eukaryota; Viridiplantae; Streptophyta; Magnoliopsida; Celastrales; Celastraceae. The transcript has 7 exons. Bases 138 to 797 code for a protein of 219 amino acids. Gene Ontology annotation, molecular function: hydrolase activity, hydrolyzing N-glycosyl compounds. Gene Ontology annotation, biological process: cytokinin biosynthetic process. Gene Ontology annotation, cellular component: cytosol; nucleus. The record is from RefSeq and is a predicted model, not a curated record.
AGUUGUUCCAUCUUCUUCGUUUGGUACUGGGUCCGUUUAUGUUCUCGUUCUAUAAAAGAAUCGUUUUUUCUCGGUAAACAAACAAAAAAAUUUUUAAAAAAACCAUAAAUAUAUACUAGAUAGAGGUGGAGAGAGAUAUGGAUUUGAAUAACGACCCAGCAGUGGUACUGAAGUCAAGGUUCAAAAGGGUUUGUGUUUUUUGUGGAAGCAGUAGAGGCAAGAGAAAUUGCUAUCGUGACGCUGCUCUUGAGCUUGGAAAGGAACUGGUGUCAAGGAGAUUGGAUCUUGUUUAUGGAGGAGGAAGUGUUGGGCUGAUGGGCCUAGUUUCUCAGGAGGUUCAUCGUGGUGGUGGACAUGUAAUAGGGAUCAUCCCCAAAACUCUGAUGAGCAAAGAGAUUACAGGAGAAACAGUAGGAGAGGUGAGAGCAGUAGCAGAUAUGCACCAGAGGAAAGCUGAGAUGGCCCGUUACUCUGAUUGUUUCAUUGCCUUACCAGGUGGGUAUGGAACUUUGGAGGAGUUGUUGGAAGUCAUCACAUGGGCCCAGUUAGGAAUCCAUGACAAGCCUGUGGGUUUGCUUAACGUGGACGGCUAUUACAAUUACUUGCUCACCUUCAUAGACAAAGCUGUGGAUGAUGGAUUCAUCAAACCCUCUCAGCGUGGCAUUGUUGUUUCUGCAUCAACAGCUAAAGAGCUUGUUCAGAAACUCGAGGAAUACGUGCCCGUGCACGAUGGAGCCUUGGCAAAGGCAAAGUGGGAGGCCGAGCAGGUGGAGCUUAACGUUAUUUUUUCAGACUGAAUAGGAUGUCAAAGAAACCAGAGAAACGGUCUCUCUCUCUGUUAUUUCUGUAACUUUAAGAAAAAAAGAAGAAGAUAGUAAUAGUAAUAGAAUUUUUGUUUUUUUUUUUUUUCAUUAUGAUGUUGAUGUCUGUGUGGAAAA